GAGUCAUAAUCGGUUGUCUAACUGGAACAUCAGCCUGGAAUCACAAACAUUACAGGAAGUGAAAAUGAAUUACAACGAGCUAACAGAAAUCCCAUAUUUUGGAGAACCAACAUCUAAUAUUACUCUACUUUCAUUAGUCCAUAAUAUAAUCCCAGAAAUAAAUGCAGAGGUGUUCCAGUUUUACCCUGCUCUUGAGAGUUUAGACCUCAGCUCAAAUAUUAUAUCAGAAAUCAAGACAUCUUCAUUUCCGCGAAUGCAGCUUAAAUACCUGAAUUUGACUAAUAACAGGAUAACCAUCUUGGAGGCUGGUUGUUUUGAUAAUUUAUCGAGUUCCUUAUUAGUGGUAAAGUUAAACCGGAACCGAAUUAGCAUGAUUCCCCCUAAGAUCUUCAAGCUACCUCACCUUCAGUUCUUGGAACUUAAAAGGAACAGGAUUAAAAUUGUGGAAGGUCUUACAUUCCAAGGGCUUGACUCCUUAAGAUCUUUGAAAAUGCAGCGGAAUGGAAUUAGCAAACUUAAGGAUGGAGCAUUUUUUGGCUUGAAUAACAUGGAAGAACUAGAACUGGAACAUAAUAAUCUUACACGAGUGAACAAGGGGUGGUUAUAUGGCUUGCGAAUGUUACAACAGCUCUAUGUGAGCCAGAAUGCUAUUGAAAGAAUCAGCCCUGAUGCAUGGGAAUUCUGCCAAAGACUAUCUGAACUUGAUUUGUCUUAUAACCAGCUUACCCGCCUGGAUGAAUCUGCCUUUGUGGGUCUGAGCUUACUGGAGAGAUUGAAUUUAGGGGACAACAGAGUCAGUCACAUUGCUGAUGGUGUGUUUAGGUUUCUUUCCAAUCUUCAGACACUAGACUUAAGAAACAAUGAAAUUUCAUGGGCCAUAGAAGAUGCUAGUGAAGCCUUUGUUGGACUCACAAGUCUCAAUAAAUUAAUCUUACAAGGAAACCAGAUUAAGUCUAUUACAAGGAAAGCAUUCAUUGGUCUUGAAUCCCUUGAGCAUCUAGAUUUGGACAACAAUGCUAUAAUGUCUAUCCAAGAAAAUGCUUUUUCUCAAACUCACUUGAAAGAACUGAUUCUGAACACAAGCAGUUUGCUGUGUGACUGCCAUUUGAAGUGGUUUCUUCAAUGGCUGGUUGAUAAUAACUUUGAACAUUCUGUGAAUGUAAGCUGUGCACACCCCGAAUGGCUAGCAGGGCAAAGCAUCCUGAAUGUGGAUCUGAAAGAUUUUGUCUGUGAUGAUUUUCUCAAGCCACAGAUAAGGAUGCAUCCUGAAACCAUAGUUGCUCUAAAAGGCAUGAACGUGACUCUGACAUGCACUGCAGUAAGCAGUAGUGAUUCACCCAUGUCCGCUAUGUGGCGCAAAGACAGUGAAAUCCUGUAUGAUGUGGAUAUUGAGAAUUUUGUUCGUUAUCGGCAGCAAGCUGGAGAAGCUCUGGAAUAUACUAGCAUCUUACACCUUUUCAGUGUGAAUUUCACUGAUGAAGGAAAAUAUCAGUGUAUUGUUACUAAUCACUUUGGUUCUAAUUAUUCCCAGAAAGCCAGACUGACUGUGAAUGAGAUGCCAUCUUUCCUGAAAACUCCAAUGGAUCUAACUAUUCGCACUGGUGCCAUGGCCAGAUUAGAAUGUGCUGCAGAGGGGCACCCUGCACCUCAGAUUUCCUGGCAGAAAGAUGGUGGUACUGACUUUCCCGCAGCUCGAGAAAGACGUAUGCAUGUCAUGCCCGAGGAUGAUGUGUUCUUCAUUGCCAACGUGAAAAUAGAAGACAUGGGAAUCUAUAGCUGCAUGGCACAAAAUAUAGCAGGAGGCCUCUCAGCAAAUGCCUCCCUAACAGUGUUAGAGACGCCCUCAUUUAUUAGACCCCUGGAGGACAAGACAGUAACCCGAGGUGAAACAGCGGUUUUACAGUGCAUAGCUGGAGGGAGUCCUGCCCCUCGCCUCAACUGGACUAAAGAUGAUGGACCACUGCUGGUGACGGAACGACAUUUCUUUGCUGCAGCCAACCAGCUUCUCAUCAUUGUAGAUGCUGGGCUAGAAGAUGCUGGGAAAUAUACCUGCAUUAUGUCUAACACCCUUGGGACAGAACGUGGCCAUAUUUACCUUAAUGUCAUUUCAUCCCCCAAUUGUGACUCUUCCCAGAGUAGCAUUGGGCAUGAAGAUGAUGGCUGGACCACUGUUGGCAUUGUCAUCAUUGUUGUGGUCUGCUGUGUCGUGGGUACCUCUUUGAUCUGGGUCAUUGUUAUUUACCACAUGAGAAGGAAAAAUGAAGACUAUAGUAUCACGAACACAGAGGAGCUCAAUCUGCCUGCAGAUAUUCCCAGCUACUUGUCUUCCCAGGGAACACUGUCUGAGCCACAGGAAGGCUACAGCAACUCUGAGGCAGGCAGUCAUCAGCAACUUAUGCCUCCUGCCAAUGGAUAUAUACACAAAGGCACUGACGGUGGCACUGGUACUCGGGUGAUCUGCUCAGAUUGUUAUGACAAUGCCAACAUCUACUCCAGGACCCGAGAAUACUGUCCAUACACCUAUAUUGCUGAGGAGGAUGUUCUAGAUCAGACACUGUCCAGCCUCAUGAUCCAGAUGCCCAAAGAGACUUAUUUGGUACACCCUCCCCAAGAUGCUGCUGUCCUGGAGAGCCUAAUAUCAUCAGCAGACAGAGAGCUAUCUGCCUUUCCUACCAACCAUGAGAGGAUAAAUGAGAAGAAGCUUUCCUGUACACAGAUGAGCAGUGGUAGUGCUCUCAUUUGACAGGAAGCAAACAAACUGG
Molecule: messenger RNA, 2762 nt
Organism: Galeopterus variegatus (Sunda flying lemur)
Lineage: Eukaryota; Metazoa; Chordata; Mammalia; Dermoptera; Cynocephalidae
Gene: LRIG2
Product: leucine-rich repeats and immunoglobulin-like domains 2
Exons: 17
Coding region: 65-2743 (892 amino acids)
Molecular function (GO): protein binding
Source: RefSeq, a predicted model, not a curated record